CCACAAAGAAUCUCUUAAAAGGCAGCCGAACGAGCAGCGACGUCACUCUCCGUGUUCCUGGUCCAGCUUCUUGAGCAGACUCACAACAACCCUGUGAAGUAAGUCAAGCUGAGCGAAACUGGACCCAGGUCACCCUACUAAGACUUAAAUCUACCAACGCUUGAGAUCUAAUGGUUCCGCCAUGAAAACCUCACUUAAAUCACAGAUAUUGAGAUCCUUCUGGAUAUUUAGAAGUCUCCAUCGGUCAUUUCACAGACAACACAAGUUUCUUGGCUCUCCCGUUUUUGCGCAAUAUGAAGCCGUAACCCAUGGAGAACAGCCGCUACCCGAGUACUUUAACUUUGCCAGCGAGGUACUGGAUAGAUGGGCACAAACGGAGAAGGAUGGAAAGACCCCUUCCAACCCAGCACUAUGGUGGAUAAAUGGUAGAGGAGGUGAGGUGAAAUGGAGCUUUGAAGAGCUUGGAGUCCUUUCCAGGAAAGUGGCCAAUAUCCUCUCAGAUCAAUGUCGCCUGAACAGAGGAGACAGGAUUCUGGUUAUUCUUCCUCGAAUCCCUGAAUGGUGGUUGAUAACUGUGGCUUGCAUAAGGGCAGGAAUCACAGUUAUCCCUGGAACAACUCAACUGACAGCGAAAGACAUCCGGUACAGACUCCAGGUUUCCGGGGCCAAAUGCAUUGUCACUACAGAUGCUAUGGCACCUGUGGUCGAGUCCAUCGCAGCUGAGAGCUAUGGAUUGCAAGCCAAACUCAUGGUAUCUUCGGGAGGUGGAAGAGACGGAUGGCUGAGCUUCAACGAACUGCUCAAAGAGGCCCCCGCUGACCACACUUGUGUGAAAACCAAGAUCGAAGAUCCCAUGAUGGUUUACUUCACCAGUGGGACGACAGGAGCUCCUAAGAUGGCGGAGCUUUCGCAAGGGAGCCUCGGCUUCAGACCGAUCGCCAACAAAAGAUACUGGCUGGAUACAACCCCCUUAGACAUCAUGUGGUGUACUGCAGACACUGGCUGGAUAUUAACUAGUCUGGGAGCUGUUUUUAAUCCAUGGGUCUGUGGAUCAUGUGUCUUUGUACAUAACAUGCCACAAGUAGAACCGUCAAUCAUCCUAAAUACUCUCUCCCGAUUUCCCAUCACCACCAUCCUGGGUGCUCCGACCUUGUUCCGCAUGUUGGUGCAAAAUGAUUUGAGCAGUUAUAAGUUCAUGAGCCUCCGCCAUUGCAUAAGUGCAGGAGAGCCUCUAAACCCUGAAGUGAUGGAGCAAUGGAAGAAGAAAACAGGACUAGACAUCCACGAAGCCUAUGGACAGACCGAAACGGGCAUGGCCUGUGCAGUCCUCAAAGGGAUGAAGAUUAAGCCAGGCUCCAUGGGAAAGGCUUGCGCGCCGUAUGAUGUUCAGAUUGUAGAUGAAGAAGCCAACAUUCUGCCUCGUGGGAAAGAAGGAGAAAUCGCCAUCAGAGUGAAGCCGAAUAGGCCACUUGGUCUCUUUUCUCGCUAUGUGGAUAAUCCAGAAAAAACAGUCGAAACAAUACGAGGGGAUUUUCAUGUUACUGGAGACAGAGGACUAAUGGAUGAAGACGGAUACAUCUGGUUUGUUGGAAGAGCUGAUGAUAUCAUCAAUUCUGCAGGGUAUCGAAUUGGACCAUUUGAGGUAGAAAGUGCGCUUCUAGAGCAUCCAGCAGUGGCAGAAGCAGCUGCGGUUAGCAGCCCAGACCCACUUAGGGGAGAGGUGGUGAAAGCAUUUGUGGUUCUGUCUCCUGCGUACACAUUACAGCAUAAGGAAAAAUUAACACUUGAAUUGCAAGAACAUGUGAAGAAAGUGACGGCCCCCUACAAAUAUCCACGGAAGAUGGAGUUUGUCCAGCAGCUGCCAAAGACAAUCACAGGAAAAAUCAGACGGGUCGAACUGCGGAAGAAAGAGUGGGAGCAAGUGUAACAUGUUGGG
Molecule: messenger RNA, 1936 nt
Organism: Pogona vitticeps (central bearded dragon)
Lineage: Eukaryota; Metazoa; Chordata; Lepidosauria; Squamata; Agamidae
Product: acyl-coenzyme A synthetase ACSM4, mitochondrial
Biological process (GO): fatty acid biosynthetic process; acyl-CoA metabolic process
Cellular component (GO): mitochondrial matrix
Molecular function (GO): fatty-acyl-CoA synthase activity; fatty acid ligase activity
Source: RefSeq, a predicted model, not a curated record